Phlebotomus papatasi is the source of this 1661-nucleotide messenger RNA. It is a transcript of the gene Coq2, whose product is annotated as 4-hydroxybenzoate polyprenyltransferase, mitochondrial. The record is from RefSeq and is a predicted model, not a curated record. NCBI's taxonomy places the organism in Eukaryota, Metazoa, Arthropoda, Insecta, Diptera, Psychodidae. Bases 281 to 1417 code for a protein of 378 amino acids. Gene Ontology annotation, cellular component: mitochondrial inner membrane. Gene Ontology annotation, biological process: ubiquinone biosynthetic process. The transcript is spliced from 4 exons.
GUUUAUCCAAGGUCUAACCUUGAUUGCAAGCGCUCGAUCGAGCUCUGCAAAAACUUGAGUUUUUCUCAUUAAAUUCUGUACAAUUUAAAGUUUUUCAUGCUAAAAUAAAGUGGUAAAACUGUUAUCUCUUGCAUGGAGGAAGUUUUGCGCAAUUUCUGCAGGAAAUACCAAUUAGAAAGAAUGCUCUUUGUCUCGAGGAGCUUCUAAGAUUGAUACCCAACGUCUUUCUUGCCAUAGGAUAGUGUGGUACGUUAAGUCAAGUGAAUGUGGGAGGUGUAAAAUGUUGAGAAGUUUCGUAGCGGGACGACAACUUCUGGGUAGCUGUGGAAGUGUCUUUUUUGGACCAGCUACGAAGUUUACAGUGAUAUCAACUUCCUGUACACGCAUUGCGUCUCGCAUAGUUAGCAGUCGGCCGCACCUGAAUAGCUGUCAGAGUCAGAAUGUGGCAGAAAAGAAAAAAGAACUCCCGGAGAGAUUCUGGAGUGACAUGAAGUUUAGGAUGUCUCCGUACGUGCGGCUCAUGAGGAUAGAUCGUCCAAUUGGAUCUUGGUUGCUGUUCUGGCCAUGUGCAUGGGGAAUUGGCCUAGCAACAGCUCCCGGAUGCUGGGCUGAUCCAUGGCUUCUGGCUCUUUUUGGCACAGGAGCUUUUAUAAUGAGGGGUGCCGGGUGUACAAUAAACGAUAUGUGGGAUAGGGAUAUUGAUGCCAAAGUUGAGAGGACAAAGGGUCGUCCUCUGGUCAGUGGAGAAAUCUCCCAAACGGACGCUCUAGCAUGUCUGGCAGUCCAAUUGGGCAUAGGAUGUAUGAUCCUACAGAACCUCAAUUGGUACUCUGUUGUCCUGGGCGCCAGUUCCCUGGGAUUAGUGGUGCUCUACCCUCUCGCAAAACGUGUAACUUACUGGCCACAGCUAGUCCUGGGAAUGACAUUCAAUUGGGGCGCCUUGCUGGGCUGGAGUGCAACUCAGGGAGUUGUAAAUUGGUCAGCAUGCCUUCCCCUCUAUGCCGCAGGCAUUUGUUGGACAAUUAUCUACGACACCAUCUAUGCCCAUCAGGACAAAGUGGACGAUGCCCUUCUGGGCAUCAAGUCCACAGCACUUCGUUUUGGGGAUAAAACCAAAGUCUGGUUGGCGGGUUUUUCUGUGGCCAUGACCUCUGGACUCACAAUAAGUGGCCUUUUGUGCAACCAAUCCUGGCCAUACUUUGCCUCAGUUGCUCUAGUCACGGCUCAUGUGGCCCAUCAAAUAGCCACGUUGAACAUCAACAAUCCUCAGGACUGUGCCAGGAAGUUCAUCUCGAAUCAUCAAGUGGGAUUGCUACUCUUCGUGGGCAUCCUCCUGGGCACUCUGAUGCAGAGUCCCGAAAAGAAGCAGGUACCAAAACCACAGAUUAUUCACGAGAAGCAGCUGGCCAUUCAGUAAUCCUCGAUCAAUGAAGACCGACUAAGAGGAUGAAAAUGACUUGAUCCUCGCCAUACGAAAUGGUAAGCUAACUUUAAGUAGAUUUUUAUGGAAGUAAUGGCAGAAGAUUGUUCUGCCACGUGAUUUAAACCAAUAUUUUGAAGGAUGAUUGAAUUUAUUGAUUAAGGUAUUUUGAGACAAAAAAAACUGUAUCUUCUGUACUGGUAGAGAAUGAAUAAAAGUAGUUAAAGUGUGUGCUUAAAAA